Molecule: messenger RNA, 942 nt
Organism: Wallemia mellicola CBS 633.66
Lineage: Eukaryota; Fungi; Basidiomycota; Wallemiomycetes; Wallemiales; Wallemiaceae
Product: NAD(P)-binding protein
Exons: 4
Coding region: 1-942 (313 amino acids)
Cellular component (GO): intracellular anatomical structure
Molecular function (GO): oxidoreductase activity, acting on NAD(P)H, oxygen as acceptor
Source: RefSeq, a predicted model, not a curated record
AUGUACAGAACAUCGACAGUGUUACAUACACCGAUACCCUCAGCACUGUCGCAUGCUCCAUCUGCCCCAAAUGCACGGGGUAGGCUCCCAGGUGGACAGGUUAUAGGUAAUGAAGCUGCUCUCCAAUUUGUAGAGGGAAAGAGAGAUGCCAAGCGAGACAUUUUCAGCGAGUUUUCACUGGAGGGUAAAUGCACUGUAGUUUCAGGCGGUGGUGGUGGACUAGGUCUGGAAAUUGCGCAGGCUGUUUGUGAAGCAGGAUCUGUCGUACAUGUUUUCGAUAUGCCACCAGAGCCAAGCAGCACGUUCAAAGCUGUGCAGAAAUAUGUUAAGGCAUUUGGCAGUAGCCUUGAGUAUCACCAGAUGGACGUUACUAACCAGAAAGCUGUCUUUGAACUAUGUGACAAAAUCGGCGAAAAGGAGGGUGGUAUACAUGGAGCAGUGUGUGCUGCCGCUAUAUUAGAGACAUAUGACUGUCUCGAAUAUCCUUCGGCUGAAUUUGAGAAAACAAUGCAGGUGAAUGCAGGUGGCGUUUUAUAUACUAGCCAAGGUGUAGCUAGACAGAUGAAGAAGUACAAUCAAGCCGGCUCAAUUGCUAUGAUCGCCAGUAUGAGUGGAUCGAUCACGAAUAGAGAUCAGCACUGGGUUGGGUAUAAUGCAUCGAAGAGUGCAGUUUUGCAAAUGGCACGCUCUAUGGCCGCUGAAUUAGGGCCUGAUGAUAUCAGGGUAAACUGUAUCAGUCCUGGCCAUUUCGAGACGCCAAUGACAAGGAAAGUUUUUGAGCAAAACCCCGGAUUGAAGGAGAAAUGGGAGUCAGGAUCGCCUAUGCAACGUUUGGGUAUUCAUCAUGAACUCAGAGGCGUUGCGGUUUGGCUUCUGUCCUCAGCAAGCAGCUUCUGCCAAGGCUGUGAUGUGAAGAUCAGCGGCGGUUACGAAACUUGGUAG